CCCACUUCCAGAAGAGAUCAGUGUCUGCGCUGCCCUGUUUCCCCUAACCUGCAUCUAUACGCGAGUAGGGGGAGAGGGAUGGCGGACCUCGAAGGGGAGGGAUGGACCCCUUUGGAAAGCAGCAUUAUACAGAGGAUCAGGGCGCUUGAGGAAGAUCCACUCAAGGUCGAUAUAUUCGGACAACUCAUACCGCUCGCAAACGACUACACGCAGCGCAACCGGAGGCUCAUCGAGGAUGCAAGCGUGCCAUCGAGCGAGUCGGAGUUCCACUCUCACCAGCUCUGUGGACGGUGCGAGGUGUCCCCAGGAAGGCGUUUGAGCGUGGCCGACGGCGAUGGGGAAGAGGUGGGGGAGGAGGGCGAGAGGGAGAAGAAGCUGCGAUUCCGACUGCAGGUCUGCAUGCUUCGGAGCCUCAGCUUCAAGGUGAAGCGCUCCAUUGCAAUCUGGCUGAACGGCCUUGCAAAGCAAGCAUAUAGCUGCAUGGACUGCUAUCGUGGGCUGGUGCAAGCAAAACAAGAGAUCGGUCCCAGGUUCCUGCACCGGUACGAGGAGGACAGGAUCACCCAAUUCUUGUCGUUCGUAGACGAUUGGGAAGAGAAAGUCGCGAUGGGCAUCAUGGCGGACAGCGGGCUCAUCGAAAGGCCAAGAAAUGAAACGACUGUCAAGACGGAGCAGCGAGCGGACAAUGUUGGACAGCACGACGAAGUGAAAGGCGUACCACGACCAGCUGAGCUCUUUGCUGCACUCCACCUCGUUGGUUCUUUGGCGUCUCGCGACAAGAAAGAUGGUCUCUACGCAACGCUCAAGCAAGAGCGAUCAAGAAUAGUCAUCGAUGAUCUCCCAGAAAUGCCCGUGGGCAUCUUUUCGUAUGCAUUGGAUGACGACGAAGCUGUCCGAAGAUGGGCAGUCGAGCAGAAAGCACAGUCAUUGGCAUCAGGCGACAUGUGCCGAACAGGCGCCCUCGACAGAUUAGUCCGGUCGGCGAUCGAACAGGAAAAGUGGCAAGAGCUUUGUUUUAUUGCAAAGUGGGCCCCUGAAGCUUUUUCGGGAGCCCUCCUACCAAAGCUACUUUCUCACAAGGGCAAGCCAGAGGUGCUUUCGUGCGUCGAGGCCGUUCUUGAGCAAGGUGCAGCAGUAUGGCUGCACGAGGACUCGGAGUAUCCUCUGGUGAUCUUGGCGUCGCUACUGGAUUCGAUGGAAGGACUGGUAGAGCCGGGCGAAGGCGCAUUUCGCUGGAUGGAGGCUUUUCUCUUCAGUCUCCUCGAUCCGAUCGUGCCUGUGGAGACAUUCGAAGAAGCUUUGAAGCGCAUGGCCAACUUUCUUCUCGAGCGCAUGCAAGGUGGACACGUCUCCCUCGACCAACGGAAGAGGGCGUUGAAGGAGGGCGCCAAUCUUCUGCUUUGCUGGGCAAACGGGGACGCGAGAACGCGUAGACCUCUGAACAAUGUCACGGAGCUCUACGCAUCGACUCUUGCGCAAUUCGCUCUCAUGGGUCGCAUUCCGAACACUGUUGAGACGGCCGAGGCGGGAGAGAGAAAGGCAGCGCUGGAGCUCAUUGAAAAGACAUUUGAGCUAGACAAGGACAAUCUCGCGGAGAGCAUGCUUCUCCUGUCGAGCCAGACCAUGCGCCACAAAUCGAUGUUCAAAAAGGCCCUUAGUGCUCGCAAGAAGAUGCCGAUGAGCAAUGGCACGACACAAAGUUCUUCCACAAAGGCAAGCAGCGACGAGGAUGCCGUUUUCGAAAAGGCAGCGGCCGACCUUGUCGUCAGUCCCACUGUAUGCUCCGGCCUUUGGCGCGAAUGCUACAACGCCUUCCGUCCCACUCAAGACGCUGGCCUUUUUCUACGGCCACUAGCCAGCCUCGCCGUCUUUGUUGAGCCGCAGAUUCAGUCGUAUAUCAUCGUCAAGGAACACAAGAGCGCAGCUUUUCCAUUCUAUAAGGAAAAGCUCAAAUCGUGCCUCCUUGCUCUUUCAAGGAGGCUAAAGACGAUGCGAGGAUCUCUCCCUACAAUUCUGCUCGACAUCUCCGAAGAGAGCGGCGCCUCCGGCGGUGGUUCUGAUCGGUUAAACGAGCUCUGCUACCAACGAGCUGAUGGCCUCGUCGCCGCCACGCUGUGUCCCGAGGUUGAGGUCCAUCGAGCCGCACAAAAUGUCAUUCGCACAACAUUCGAGGAGGCCGAAACCAGGGGUGACUGCUUUCGUUGUCUGCUCCAGUGCAGCCCAAAGCUAGCCCUCGAGGGUAUUCAGACUUAUCUCGACGAUUUCGUCACAGUGGCAACCAGUCUGAUAGAAGCUAACGACACGGCAAAGUGGAUGGUCAGGUCAUUUUCGGACGUCGUAGAAGCCUUGUGCUCACAGACUGACGGUCUUCUCCGUCGAGGAACACCCUUCUCGCUUGUCGAAUCUACCACCACGGCCAAGCAUGUCCGCCAGCACAUUCCUUCGAUCUGGAGCUUGAUGUGCAAGAGCAUAGCGGCCAUCUUCGCCAAGACGCCCAGCUGGGCGCGUGUCUUGGAUCAGUCAGAGCUCGUGGCCUGGUUCCGCGACGUCAUCAUCUUCGCUACUGACGUGGUCGACCAGAUGGAAACCUUUCAGGAGGCUGGAGAAAAAGAGAGCGAGUCAUCUUCGCCCACCCUUCUUCAGGAUCUGUCCCUGCCUCUGGAGGAGGCGUCUUCCUGGUUGCGCAUGAAUGACGCCGAAAUCGUCGAGGACACGCGAGAAUACAUCGUCAAGGCUUUGCAGCACUUUCGCGCCAAAGUUCCGGAUGGUGUCAAGCGGCGAAUGCUUGCCUUUAUCGAUGACCAGAUCAAGAUCGAGGAUGCUGAAGCUCGACGAACCUUGCUUAGCAUCAAUCAGCUUAAAGAUCUGAGACACCUUUUGGACCCGACAGCGAUGGCCAUCGAGCUUAGCGAUGAUGAAGAUGAUUUCACGGUCCAGGAGCAGACCUCAAAACCAUCUCAGCCACCAAAGAUCGCGCCCACAUCUCAAUCGGUCUCCAGCAAAGCGACUUCAGACAAUCACAAAAAGCUCAAACAGCAGAAACUUGCAUUUGGUGCUGUGAACGUCGAUGUGGAUCUCGACAAGAGGUCAAGUGGAGCUCCUUCUAAAAACGCAGUGGCAUCGAAAAACGCAUCGUCCCAGGAGCUUCGGAAAGAGAGUCUGGCUUCUAAGCUGGCUCCUUUGGAACCAUGGACGGCAAACAAAUACUCUAGCCCUUCCUCAUUUACAUCGAAGGCUGUUGCCCGACCUGGAUUUGGUCAACGUCCUCCUGCUCCUGCUCCUGCUGCACCCUCGCGUCCUGGAAGCAAGCUUGCACAGCUCCGACAGGACUUUCGAUCCAGUAACGUCUCUUCUCACGUCCGCUCCAACUAUCAGAGGCCCCCUGCUGUUGCAAUAACUCGUGAGAUCGGCGAUCCUCGAGCACCUGAAGCCAAGAGGUCUUUUAGUGGGAACGCCAACCUAGGGGCUGCUGCCCAAGCCGCUGGACCGCCGAGGCCACAGCGAGCCGACGAUUCUAGCAGCGAUGAGAGCAGCGAAGACGAGGCAGACGAGCAAAAGCGGCGCGCAUUGGGGCUAGCCGCACUCGCCAAGAACGGCUCGCCGGUCAAGAUGAGGCCGAAACCCAAGGUCACUCAAGCACCGCCCAGAAGAACAAUCUUGUUAGAGAACACAAAUGGCUCGGCUGCUGCUGCAGCUGCCGCGGCACGGGAGCGCGAAAGGGAGCUAGCGGAGAGGAGAAAGCGUUUGCGGGAAGCGCCGGACUAUGGACCUUUGCAUCGAUCAAUUUUGUCUUGGGAUUACUUUGCGAAGGGCAACGUGCCACCUCGCCUGCCUGGAUUGCCCGAGCCACAAUACAGCGCAGUCAAGUCCUCAUUUAGCGGUGCCGAGGACUACGCCAAUGUAUUUGGGCCGAUGCUUCUGCUUGAGUGCUGGGCCGAAUUCCAAGGAGCAAAAGAAGAGCUGGAAAGGAGUCGGGCGGUAGAAUCUCCUUACCGAGUCACUGUUGUUGGUCGCUCGGUCGUGGACCAGUUCACAAACGUCAACAUCGUCAUGGACAAGGUGCCGCCUUCGCAGCAGCCGCGGUUCAGCGAGACCGAUGUCGUCUCUCUCAGCGAUCUGUCAGAUCCAGCGGCACCUAUCGACUCGCGGGCCAAGAUCUUGGCCAAGGUUGACGCAUUCAAACCUCUUGGUCAAGGGUGCCGCCUGACCUUACGCUGCUGCCUGAUUACGGAUAAGCAGGGUAUCAACUCUCGGCUAGUCGGCGACUCGAGGUGGGAAAUCACAAAGCUCUUUUCCUUGACGACGUUGCACCGCGAGUACGAGGCGCUGCAAGCGCUACCGUACUACGACAUGCUCCCUAGCAUCCUGACUGGGCGGGCCUCGUACGUCAACAAGCUCAGUCCCGAGGAAGUCAUGAGGGCUGAGAAGAAGUAUAUGGUCAAUCGCCCGCAAGCCGAAGCAAUUUUGGGAACCUUGACGGCUGGCAACGGCUUCAGUCUUAUCCAGGGUCCUCCUGGCACAGGGAAGACCAAGACUAUCAGCUCUCUCGUGGCCCACUUCAUGUCUACGCGACCAAGGCCGACCUCGAAUCCAACUCCGAUCAACGCAGGACAACGAGGGCCAGGCCCACCGAUCAAAAAGCCGGCCAAACAAAAAAUUCUCCUCUGUGCUCCCAGCAAUGCCGCGAUCGACGAAUUGGCAAAGAGAGUCUCGGAUGGUAUUGCUCUGGCUGAUGGUCUCGUUGUUCGACCGAAUGUUGUUCGAAUCGGCCGUACCGAUGCGAUGAAUCACAGUGUCAGGAGCCUUGCCCUCGAGGCCCUGGUCGAGGAGAAGCUGUCAAAGGCGGCCAACAGCGAAUCGAGCAACGAUGACGUCAGUGCGAUUCAUGCCGAGAUCCAGAAGUUGAAGGAAGAGCGCGACGCCAAGCAGACUGAACUGGCAAACGUCAGAGCGGCAGGUGGAGCGACAGUCAGGCUGCAAAAAAUCGACGCAGACAUCAGGCAGAUCGUUGCGAAAAGGGUUGCCGCGAUGAACAAGCUCGACGAGGCCAAGGACAAGCGGCAGCAGGUCGUGAGGCAGAUAGAAGCCGAUCGAAGGAAAGUGCAGCAGGAGAUCCUCGAAGAGGCAGACGUGAUCUGCUCGACGCUGGGCGGUGCCGGUCAUGCUAUGUUUGGGUCCUUGCCGUUUGAUUUCGAAACGGUUGUCAUCGACGAAGCGGCGCAAGCCGUGGAGCUGAGCACCCUUAUUCCGCUCAGGUACGGAUGUCAGCGAUGCAUCCUGGUUGGAGAUCCGAAGCAGCUACCGCCCGUCGUCCUGUCCCGAAAAACGGCCGAUCUAGGCUAUGCAAACUCGCUUUUCUUGCGAAUGUUUAGCAAGCCAGACAACCCGAUUCACCUGCUCAGCAUCCAAUAUCGUAUGCACCCGACCAUUAGCGAAUUCCCGUCGAAGACAUUCUACGACGGAAAGCUUCUUGAUGGACCAGACAUGGCGCGCCUUACAAUGAAGGGGUGGCACAACGACGAGUACCUCGGCCCUUUCCAAUUUUUCGACGUCGCCAACGGUUCUGAGACGACUGGCCGUGGACACUCUAUCACUAACCGACAAGAGGCGCAGGCAGCCGCAUUCCUGUAUGAACGUUUGGAGCGGGAAGCGCGGCGGACGGCUUCGGGAACAAUCGAGGGAAAGGUGGGCGUCGUGAGCAUGUACAAGGAGCAGGUCUGGGAGGUGAAGAGAGCGUUCAAGCAGUUCUUCGGUGAACAUAUCGAGGAGAUCGUCGAUUUCAACACAGUAGAUGGCUUCCAGGGACAGGAAAAGGACGUCAUCAUCAUCUCGAGCGUCCGAACAAAUGGGAUUGGCUUCUUGUCGGACCGCAGAAGAGUCAAUGUUGCCGUCACUCGCGCCAAGAGCAACCUCUUCAUCGUCGGUCAUGCUUCGAACUUGCGCCGCGAUCCCAUUUGGGCGCAAUUUGUCGAGAUGGCCGAAAAGAGUCGAACGAUUCUGCAGCUGAAGGAUCCUGCCAAGUUGCGACAACCCUCAGACCGGGCGCCAAUGCGCGCGCCUCCUCCUGCUAUGUCUCCGUCAUCCUCGUCAUUGCCCGCAAAGAAGACGAGUGAUGAUGUCAGUGCGACGGCAAAUUCAGGUAUGUCGAAGCCUUCGGUCAGCAAACCGCAGCAGCACCCGCCAUCGCCUCCCGGGCCCCUUAUGACGCCGGCUCAGAUGAGGCAAGCGUCUUCGAGUUCGUCCAUGCCAGUUCGGCACAAGCCUGCUCCGACACUGGUACGCCCCUAUCCAUCAGGCUCAUCUGCUUCGACGUAUGGGGUUCAAACAGGUCAAAGACCCCCACAAGCAGUGACUUCCUCUGCUGGAAUCCCCAUCUUGCCUCCCUCUAAUGGUGUUGGGAAGCAAGGGCCACAAGGUAGUCGUGCUGCACCUCCUCGCCCACGACCACCUGCCAUGCGACCCCCACGCUUCAACCCGCUUGAAGUGAUGCCAGCCGGCGGGUCGAAGGGACAGCCACCGAAAGGGCCGCGACCACCAUCCGUCCACAGGGACACAAGCAACAAUGUUCGAAAGCGACCCGAUGCCGACCAAAACGAGCAAGGCGACGGUCCGUCGAAGAAAGCUUUGAACGCACUUUUCCACACUAAGAAGAAGCCUCGGAUCGCCACACCUGGCGCCCAGGCUCCUAGAUCUUUCCCUGGCGGACCUCGUCCGCCACCAGCGCCUUCAGCGCCUGGAUUUUCCCGCUGAGGCGCACUGCACAGCUGAGCGUGAGCUUUUUAUUAUGUUUCCACACGUUUCGUUCUCGUUAGCAUCUUGUAUUUCAAAACACAACGUAUCAUCACCUAUCAUUGUACUGUACAGGUACCUCAUCAUCCUCGUCAUCAUC
Acaromyces ingoldii is the source of this 6889-nucleotide messenger RNA. RefSeq lists its product as hypothetical. The transcript has 2 exons. Gene Ontology annotation, biological process: termination of RNA polymerase II transcription. Lineage: Eukaryota; Fungi; Basidiomycota; Exobasidiomycetes; Exobasidiales; Cryptobasidiaceae. The record is from RefSeq and is a predicted model, not a curated record. Gene Ontology annotation, molecular function: transcription termination site sequence-specific DNA binding; helicase activity. Bases 79 to 6750 code for a protein of 2223 amino acids. Gene Ontology annotation, cellular component: nuclear body.